AGAACCGUUAUAGGUUCUAGAUAUAGAUAGCCCCUAUCUAGAACCUAAAAGUAUAGCUUCUGUGAGUAGAAUGUGUAUAAUAUGGGAGAGUGAAUAAGGUACAGUAUGUGACAGAGUAAGGUAUGUGACAGAGUAAGGUAUGUGACAGAGUAAGGUAUGUGACAGAGUAAGGUAUGUGACAGAGUAAGGUAUGUGACAGAGUAAGGUAUGUGACAGAGUAUGGUAUGUGACAGAGUAAGGUAUGUGACAGAGUAAGUGCAAGUGAAUUCAAUAAAUUCCGAAAGGUCUUGACAGAGUUAUUGUUAAGGAGGCCCAAAAUGUUUCAGGGGAUUAAAGUGCAUGUAAGAAGACAGAGGGGGCAAGCCAAGUGACAAACAAUUUAUCCAAUAAAAUGUCUGUGGUUAGUCGAGUCUCUGUCUAUUCCCCAGUUAAAACCCAGAGUGGUGAUUGUCUCCUCACUUUGAGCUCAGCCAGCCUGCUGCAGUGUUGACUCUGGCCUUGAGCAUCCAGAACAGGGACCGGAGAGCCGACUUGAUCCGAGCCCCUAGGCCCUGCCCACCCAUCACAUUAGAAUACUGCCUAACAAGAACAAUCUGUGUGGAGCCAAGGAGCCCAGUCCUUUUCUGGGAAGCAAGGCAGCCAGAGAGGGAGGAGGGGAGGAAAGGAGAGUAGAGGGGGAAGGAGGGAUUUGUCCCGAUGGCAAAGAACUUUACGUUUGAUUUUUUUCUGUGCCGAUCAGAGAAACCUCCAGUCUGAAAUCUGAAACUGUAGAAUUACUGUUGGAGGAGGUGACUCAGGCACGUUUUCUCAUCCUCUCAGUUCAUUUUCCCAUCCAUUUCCCUCAAACUCAUCCACAGUUCUAGAGGAGCCUUUUCUGUGUGUGACCACUUCUGUGGAUGGUCCUAUAGGAGAUGACGUUCCUCAUGGCACUUCCUCUGAUUGGUCUGUUGGUGACACUGUGGUCCAGCAGCCCCAAUCUGGUCACACCCCUCCCUUUCAACAUUUCAUUGGAGGGAAGUGCAGAGGGGGAGGAGCUAGACAGCCUCAUUGACACGCCUUCCCCACCUGCCACCAGUGGCCCUGCCUUUGAGUCCUCAACCACCUCACAUGGCUACACCCAAGUAGAGCACUUCUUGCUCAGCCAAAUGGUUCACUUCCUGCAGGAUAACCUGUUCCUCAUCCUAGUUUUCUUCACACUCUUCAUCACUAUCUUCCUCAUCCUCUGCUGUGCUUGCAUCAUGAGCCGCAAACGAAAGAUCAAUGCCUACUACCCCUCGUCCUUCCCCUCUAAGAUGUACGUGGACCAGAGGGACAAGACCGGAGGUACCAAGCUUUUCAACGAGUUGCCAGAGAAACCCUCCAACCGGCAGCAGGCUGAGCCAGUCGACUCCAGCAAGAAGCUCCAUCAUGACAUCAUGAAGGCAGCCAAGAACCUCCGUACUCUCUCCAAGCCUCCCCUGGGAGAGCAAGAGGGAAAAGACCCCACACAGAUAUCUGCAGCAGCAGAGAAAAGUCAUGAGGUGAAUGUUCAGGCUGUGGGAGAAAUAAUAGAGAAAGACAAUCAGCCAUCAAACCCACCAGAGCUGAGUGAGGAGGAGGUAUGCCAGCUCUCAGUCAAUGAAGCCCAACAUAGCAGCUGCCCUGAGCAGUCAGAAAUUCUUCCGGAACAGACAGGCCUAAAAAAGGAUGAUGAGUCAUUCACAUGAGCUGAGUCUCCAUCUGGCCAAGGGCACUCACAGGCUCAGCAGGAAAAGGACAGGCAAGAGGACUCCACUGUCACACUGUCUAUUCCGUUGAUCACUGGAGAGAAAACAGCACUUUUGCUAUGCUCCCGACACUAUGUUUGAUCUCAAUGGUUUGGACCAAUUUUGCAUGAGUGACAAUCUUUAAGGCAAACCUGUCAGCUUUGUUUACUGCUCUUUGGAUUUACCAAAUUAUGUCUGUUCAGUUAUAUGUAAUCAUAUACUUGAUUUACUUCUGUUUCCCAGUAGCCAUCUUUCACUGUGUCUCCCUAAAAGUACAACACUAUGUAACCUGCCAUCUUUCAAUGUGUCUCCCUAAAAGUACAACACUAUGUAACCUGCCAUAUUUCAAUGUGUCUCCCUAAAAGUACAACACUAUGUAACCUGCCAUCUUUCAAUGUCUCUCCGUAAAGGGUUAACACUAUGUAACCUGCCAUCUUUCAAUGCAUCUCUCUAAAGGGUUAACGCUAUGUAACCUGCCAUCUUUCAAUGUGUCUCCCUAAAAGUACAACACUAUGUAACCUGCCAUCUUUCAAUGUGUCUCCCUAAAAGUACAACACUAUGUAACCUGCCAUCUUUCAAUGUGUCUCCCUAAAAGUACAACACUAUGUAACCUGCCAUCUUUCAAUGUAUCUCUCUAAAGGGUUAACGCUAUGUAACCUGCCAUCUUUCAAUGUAUCUCUCUAAGGGGUUAACGCUAUGUAACCUGCCAUCUUUCAAUGCAUCUCUCUAAAGGGUUAACGCUAUGUAACCUGCCAUCUUUCAAUGUAUCUCUCUAAAGGGUUAACGCUAUGUAACCUGCCAUCUUUCAAUGUAUCUCUCUAAGGGGUUAACACUUUGUAACCUGCCAUCUUUCAAUGUAUCUCUCUAAAGGGUUAACACUAUGUAACCUGCCAUCUUUCAAUGUAUCUCUCUAAAGGGUUAACGCUAUGUAACCUGCCAUCUUUCAAUGUAUCUCUCUAAAGGGUUAACGCUAUGUAACCUGCCAUCUUUCAAUGUAUCUCUCUAAGGGGUUAACGCUAUGUAACCUGCCAUCUUUCAAUGUAUCUCUCUAAAGGGUUAACGCUAUGUAACCUGCCAUCUUUCAAUGUAUCUCUCUAAAGGGUUAACGCUAUGUAACCUGCCAUCUUUCAAUGUAUCUCUCUAAGGGGUUAACGCUAUGUAACCUGCCAUCUUUCAAUGUAUCUCUCUAAAGGGUUAACGCUAUGUAACCUGCCAUCUUUCAAUGCAUCUCUCUAAAGGGUUAACGCUAUGUAACCUGCCAUCUUUCAAUGUAUCUCUCUAAAGGGUUAACGCUAUGUAACCUGCCAUCUUUCAAUGCAUCUCUCUAAAGGGUUAACACUAUGUAACCUGCCAUCUUUCAAUGCAUCUCUCUAAAGGGUUAACGCUAUGUAACCUGCCAUCUUUCAAUGCAUCUAUGCACAGCAAUUUGUGAAAAAUUAUGAAUAUAUUGCAUUCACUUUUUUUUAAAGUAGCAUCCAUAUCUGUACAGUUGUAACUUUUUGGGCAACCUGAGCAAAUUCACAGAAAUGACUUAGGUGUCAUUCUCAUUGAAAGCAAGUCCAAAAAGCAGCAGACCUGUUCUAUGCUUCCCGUUCUUAAGUUCGUUUUAGAGGCUUUGACUUUCGGUUUUGUACAACAGCUUCAAAAAUAUUUUUGCUUACAUGAAACAUAUUUCACAGGAGUUUAGAUGUUACAAUGAUUCUCUACACUUGCUUUUGUCACGAAGUGAAAUUAGGCAAACAUACAAUUUCAGCAACCAGGAAAUGGCAGAGCAAUUUCUGCAUAGUGCAGAAUCCAAAAGUAGAUGUAGCAACUCCGAAAUGAUCCAUUAAGUGACAACUGUUGCUCUGCUGCAGAACCAGGACCUGUGAAAGAACUUGGGAAAGCAUCAAACAUAGCAGUCUACUCUACUCAUACUGUGACAUUACAAUACAGGAUGGUUAGUCGUGUGUAGUGUGGUUGAAAACAUGACCAGACACAUACCAAAAUUGGUCUUUAUUUUCAUUGAUCUUUAGUUGAAUAUUGUAGAAAUUGUGAAGACAGUAAAGAGAUUAUAAAAUGUGUCGUGUUUGGUAUUUGAUAAAAGCAGUACCAUGAUCUGCAUUUAUGGAUGAAGUCAAUGUAUUUACAUGGCUCCGGAUAAAGUAUGCCAACGAUGCCAUCUAGUGGAGAAUACAAGCAUUGCGCUAAUUUCUGGUUGUCUGCACACUGCUGAGAAAUACAAGACAAUACCUUAACCGGAUUAUAGAGACAUUGCACAACAAAAAAGACCAGCACAAAAAGACUUAACAUACUACGUACACGCCUUACUUUAUUAAUUUGCAUAUUACAACCAGGAAGUAUGAAAUGUGACAAAAUAAUCCAAAUAGAUACCUUACCAGUUUGCUGUCAUUUUAUAUCUCCUGCACUGCAUUUCCUCAUUGCCUUCAAAACAUUUGUGCUACAUGGGUGUUGAUGGGACACCUUUAGAAAUCUUAUUCAAUACUUCACCACAGCAUCCAUAAUCAUUUCCCAAUGGAAAAUACCCCCAAACCAUGACAAAAUAAAUUGAAUAAAGACAAAGCAAACUUG
Molecule: messenger RNA, 4316 nt
Organism: Oncorhynchus gorbuscha (pink salmon)
Lineage: Eukaryota; Metazoa; Chordata; Actinopteri; Salmoniformes; Salmonidae
Product: transmembrane protein 119-like
Exons: 2
Coding region: 912-1706 (264 amino acids)
Biological process (GO): ossification; positive regulation of bone mineralization; positive regulation of osteoblast proliferation
Cellular component (GO): plasma membrane
Source: RefSeq, a predicted model, not a curated record